GACUACAGUGGCUGCCGCACGGAGGACUUCGCGACGUUGAUGAAGUGCCGUGAGGAGGCGGCAGCAGCCAUCGGCUGUGGUGUGGACACCUUGGAACUCAGCAUGGGCAUGAGCGCCGACUACGAAAACGCCAUUCUGGAGGGCAGCACCUCCGUGCGCGUGGGUUCGUCAAUCUUCGGAGCACGCCAGUAUCCUCCCAAGUGA
Messenger RNA from Symbiodinium necroappetens, 204 nucleotides. Lineage: Eukaryota; Dinophyceae; Suessiales; Symbiodiniaceae. The record is from the annotation of a GenBank genome assembly.